Molecule: messenger RNA, 1209 nt
Organism: Sporisorium graminicola
Lineage: Eukaryota; Fungi; Basidiomycota; Ustilaginomycetes; Ustilaginales; Ustilaginaceae
Exons: 1
Coding region: 1-1209 (402 amino acids)
Source: RefSeq, a predicted model, not a curated record
AUGGCAUUCGCUCGAGCUAUGCUACUCUCCGCCUUGCUGGGCUCGGCUGCCUUGACCGCCGCAGCUCCUGUUGCAUCUACCUGUCAGCCAGCGCUCAAGCAAUGGGGUCAAAUCACCUUCGAUGGCACGGCUCUGAGUGUCGGCGAUGACGGCGACUUUGUCAUCGGUGGACCCAACCCGGUCAACUUUGCAGUCGCAACCUGCUCAUCUGCGAAUUACGGCAAAUAUGAGCAACAGGGCCAGGGCUAUUUGGUUAACGCUACAGACGCCACUCAAUGUCUGACGGCGAGCAAUCUUGACCAGCAGAAUGCAACCUUUUCUUUCCAAGAUUGUCGGUACAACGGUGCUGGAGACAUUUCGGCAUCGCAGGCGUUUGCUUAUUACACUGACUACGACGGAGGCAACACCUUGCCCGCUUACUUCAAUGGAGAAAACUCCAAGGCGGUCAAUGACACUCAACCUCCCAUCUACACCCUCAAGAGUCAGUACGAUCAAAUCAGCUUCCAAGGCAGUUAUGGAAAGCUGUUGGCAGAUUACACCCCCAAUCUCUCUUCGACUCCGGAGCAAUACAUCUCGGUUCCGUACAACACUCUUCCCGUGACUGCACCGGGGCAGCCUGAUGCUCCUGUUCUCAAGUGUGGCACUCACGUACUCGGCCAGCUCGACUGGAACAACCAAACUUCGAGCUCCAACCAGUACAAGGGCCCACUGAACGCCCAAGUACAGGCCGAUUCAAGCACCACGGACAAGUUCAUCUUUGAAGAGUGCGACUACUCGCCUUCGGGAAUCAAGGCGGAAGGAGAGGUCGUCUAUGGCCGUCUCCGUCCUGGCACCGAGGCUUCAGGCACCGGCUUUCAAUGCUACACGUUCUAUGGCGCCAACAUUAAAGGAAACAGUGGGCAAUGGAUCAGGACCACCCAAACGCUGAACUGCCCAUACACCACGCUUGAUGCCUCAGACGCGGCCAAUGACAGUAUCGACGUGAUCAAGUUUGACAAAUCGGACAACUCUAUCGAAUGGGUCACUUUCCAAAAGGGUACUCAAACCAACAUGUACUAUGCAUACACCGCAGAGAACUACGAGGAGGAAUACGAUGUUGAGCAGGCCGGUGUUGGCGCGAGCAACAUCGGCUUUGUCCAGCUUUCGCCAGACAACGCUAACUUAACCAAGUACCCGCCUGGCAAAUUGAGCUUCUUCGCCGACUCCUAG